Leopardus geoffroyi (Geoffroy's cat) is the source of this 3327-nucleotide messenger RNA. It is a transcript of the gene GPR20, whose product is annotated as G protein-coupled receptor 20. Gene Ontology annotation, molecular function: G protein-coupled receptor activity. Gene Ontology annotation, cellular component: membrane. NCBI's taxonomy places the organism in Eukaryota, Metazoa, Chordata, Mammalia, Carnivora, Felidae. Bases 134 to 1210 code for a protein of 358 amino acids. Gene Ontology annotation, biological process: positive regulation of Rho protein signal transduction; phospholipase C-activating G protein-coupled receptor signaling pathway. The record is from RefSeq and is a predicted model, not a curated record. The transcript has 2 exons.
GCGGUCGGCUGCAGGCUGCCGGACAGAGUGGCCCACAGAGCCGCCCAGGGAGGUCGUCCAGGCUUACUCUGUGCCAGCUCUGCCUCAAGCCGCCAGCAUAGGCCAAGGCCCAGGGCGUGCGCUGGCCGCCGUCAUGCCCGCCGCGUCUCCCACGGGGCCCUGGGCCCCCGCGGCCCCCAACGCCACGGCGGCGGCGGCGGCCAACGUCAGCGUGCCCGAGGUGCCCCUGUUCCACCUGUUCGCCCUGCUGGACGAGGAGCUGCACGCCGCCUUCCCGGGCCUGUGGCUGGCACUGAUCGCGGUGCACGGCGUCAUCUUCCUGGCGGGGCUGGUGCUCAACGGACUAGCGCUGUACGUCUUCUGCUGCCGCACGCAGGCCAAGACGCCCUCGGUCGUCUACACCGUCAACCUGGUGGUGACCGACCUGCUGGUGGGGCUGUCCCUGCCCACGCGCUUCGCCGUCUUCUACGGCGCGCGCGGCUGCCUGCGCUGCGCCCUCCCCCACGUCUUCGGCUACUUCCUCAACAUGCACUGCUCCAUCUUGUUCCUCACCUGCAUCUGCGUCGACCGCUACCUGGCCAUCGUGCAGCCCGACGGCUCCCGCCGCUGGCGCCAGCCUGCCUGCGCCAGGGCCACGUGCGCCUUCGUGUGGCUGGCGGCCGGCGCCGUGACCCUGUCCGUGCUGGGCGUGAGAGCCGGCGGCGGGCCUUGCUGCCGCGUCUUCGCGCUGACCGUCCUGGAGUUCCUGCUGCCCCUGCUGGUCAUCAGCGUGUUCACAGGCCGCAUCGUGUGCGCGCUGUCGCGGCCGGGCCUCCUGCGCCAGGGCCGCCAGCGCCGCGUGCGGGCCAUGCAGCUGCUUCUGACCGUGCUCGUCAUCUUCCUCGUCUGCUUCACGCCCUUCCACGCCCGCCAGGUGGCCGUGGCGCUGUGGCCCGAGGUGCCGAGCCACGCCAGCCUCGUGGCCUACCACGUGGCCGUGACCCUCAGCAGCCUCAACAGCUGCAUGGACCCCAUCGUCUACUGCUUUGUCACCAGCGGCUUCCAGGCCACCGUCCGAGGCCUCUUCCGCCGGCGCGGGGCGGAGCGCGAGCCCCACGGCAGCACCGUGGUCGGCAUGCAGAGGAGCUCACGAGCCUCGGGCCGCAAGCACAUCCCGGGCCCCGGCCCUGGCGCCUUCACCCAGGACCUGGCUAACGGGCCAGAGGCUUAGUGGGCAGGACUCUGCAAGGGGACCGAAGGCCAGGACUGGACUGGGCAGGCCGGGUCGAGGACGGCACAGAGGUCCGCUUGCCCUGGGGGUGGGGGCGGGGGUGGGGAGGUGGGGGUGGGAUCGGCUUCACCUGGAUCGAUUGGUGAUGGCUGUGCCCGGCACGCUGCUCAGUGCUGUGGUUGAUUAGCGAUGUCUGCCGCGGCCCCGGAGGGGCCGGCAAAGGGUGACCGUUUACCUACCGUCUGGGGUGUAUGCUGCGUCCAGCAAAGACUCAGAGGAGUAGCCAGGAGCUGCUUCUCUCCUGGUGCAUGUUCACCCUGUGAGGGAUUCCUCAGAAACAGGGACAGAGAUCUUUGUAGGUACUAGGAAUUGCAGAGAGGUUCCCUUUCCUCUCCCCACCCCCCCACCCCCCACCCCCACCCCCCUGCUUGGGCCUCUGACGGCCUCCUCUGAGCCAGACGCCAGGAUUGCCUCCACCUGCUUUCUGUUGAGUGGCCAAGCUCCCUGGGUCCUUUAUAGACUGCUAUAGGGGCAGGGGCCUGUUGGGCACCUUCAGGCACCAGGCCCCACCUCAGCCACAGCCACUGACAUAGGGUGAGACGGACCCUGGGCCCCAGAUCUGCCCUUCUUUACAGAGAGAAGUCCUACAUGUUCAGUGGCUCCAGGCAGAGUAGCUGGUCCCCCAAGUUCAGGGCCCUGGAGGGAGGCCCGCGUGGGAGGCAGGAAGGCCAUUUAUAUCCCCAUGUUACAGAUGAGGAAACUGAGGUUCAAAGAGGGAAAGAUCUGGCCAGGGUCACGGAGUGAGUUCCGGGCACUGCAAGGCCCACACUGUCUUUAGCAACCCUUCGUGGAGCCCCUUGUGGACGACUCCUCCUGCCCCAGGACAUGUCAGCCCACAGCCUUCCUGCCGGAGGCCCAGGAAGUCCCGGGCUCCCACCCAGGGCUGCUUCCUGGGCCCGGAUGCUUGAGCAGCAGUGGGCGUGGCAGUCAGCAUCAUAACCAGCGCCAUCCUUGGCCCCAACUGGGUGCCGGGCACAGUCCAGGAGCCUCUCUCCUGCUUCACUCAGAGCAGGAGCUGCAGGGACAGAGGAGGGACCUGGGAGCUGGCUGUCUGCCAGGAAGCACCUGGCAAGAGCGAUGCUGACCCGAGGGUGGGUUUUCAGGCCGAGAAGCUCUAACAGCAUCUGGUGCCUGGACCGUCACGCAGUGGAGGAGGGAGGGCCGGUGUUUGCCCCAGUGCAGCACCACCUGUGGGCUCUGUUCCUGCAGGGGCAGCAGCCCCCGGUUCCCAUUCUAAUUCAUGCUAAAGAGUGACUGACUGACACUAACUGACCGCUGUGCUUGGGGGUGGAGGAGUUGCAAACGUCCUGGAACAAGGCCUUCCUCUAGGAGGAGGGGUCUCUUGAGGUAGGUGAGCAAAUGUGAAUCUGGGAAAACUGGGACCAGGUCCCGCCCUGCCUCAUGGCUUUGUCUCAUUACUCCCCACCAUCUAUGGAUGGAAGUACCCAUGGACAGCACUGGGGUCCAAAUCCAGGAAGGUGUCUAAGCCCCCUCCCCUUGUCCCCGUGCCUGACAUCCCAACAUCCACCCUGGGUCUCUCAGGGACACCCAGGGUUUGGGGGAGCCCUCCGGCGCUCCAACUGGAGAGGGUGACCACAUGUCUUCUGCAGCUGGGGCCAGGAUGGGGAGCUGCCCUUGCACCUCUGAGAGCUCAGUCUGCUGGCUCCCCCAUGCAGAACUCUCUCUAGAUGGGCCUCAGUUUCCCCCAGUCUCCACCGCAGCUGGAGGAUAGGGGGCUGGGGAGUCAGCCCCCAGGACCUUGUCUGGGUCCCCACAGCUCUCUCAGAGGCUUGAUUCCCCCUCCUGACGUCUGGCUCCCUCCCACCCUGGCCUCUUUGUCAGGACUGAGGCCCAGGGGUCUCUGGAGGCAGACCCCGACUGUCCUUGUUCCCAUAGGGGCCCGGUGUGGGAUCUCUGCACCCCCUCCCCGUGGCCUGCCUUCCCAGAUUUUCAAGAAGCCCAAGUGACAUGAGAUGGCAUGUGUAUUUAUAUCUGAUGUAAACAAUCUCCUCAACGAGAAGUCCUCGUCUCCUGAAUUAAACCUGUUUAUUCCCUUC